GUUUACUAAGUGUUUCUUUGAAACAACCAAUUUUGAAUUUAUUCCAGUUAUAGUUUAUUAGUUUACCUUCUUAUUUACAUUUAGAAGACAUCAAGGCUGCCUAAAUGGAUAUAAGAAACUGGUUCCAAAAAGGCAGAAAACCUCUCAAACGUAAAAAGGAUCAAGAUGACAGUAGUGGAAGUGGAAGCAAUGAUGGUGAUGAAGAUGGAACUAAACUGACCGAACCAUCGGAUUCGGAGUCGAUUAUGGAACAAGGGUCUAGUAAUUCUUCACCUCUACAUGUAGCUGUCCCUGGGACUGGGACCUCUAAAACAAUUGAAGAAUACGAUGGCUACCAUGAAAAUGACAUUGGUCGUUAUGUUGGUCACGCCCUUAAGUUGCUACCAGAAAUAAAGAAGGAAUUGCUUACAAAUCCCUGGGUUCCACCAUCAAAAUACGAUUUUGGUUCUGAUGCCAGCCAUCUGAAAAGAAAAUUUAACCACCGCUGGUUAGAUCAAUAUACUCCUUGGUUGGUGUACUCAAGUCGUUUGAAAGGUGCUCUUUGUAUGCAUUGUGUUCUGUUUCCUCCUGGUAUUGCUACAGUUAAAGGAGUUUUGGGGUCAUUCAUGGUAAGGCCAUACAUGAAGUUUAAAGAUGUACAUGAAGAUUGUAGAAAGCACAUCGGCAGUCACUACCACAAAACUUCAACAGCUGCUGCAAAAGCGUUCCUUGAAAAUGUUCCAGUUGAUGUCCAGUUGCAAAGUGGUCACCAGAAGAUGAUUGAAGAAAACAAACAAAUAUGUCAUCAAUUAUUUCUUGUAUCAUAUUUUGUGGAACUCAUGAUUUGCCGCUUUGAGGAAAGGAAGGAGAUGAGGGGGUUUUCUUCGACCUUUUAA
Molecule: messenger RNA, 875 nt
Organism: Lacerta agilis (Sand lizard)
Lineage: Eukaryota; Metazoa; Chordata; Lepidosauria; Squamata; Lacertidae
Exons: 2
Coding region: 105-875 (256 amino acids)
Source: RefSeq, a predicted model, not a curated record